Messenger RNA from Colletotrichum navitas, 795 nucleotides. RefSeq lists its product as uncharacterized. The annotation marks the transcript as partial. Lineage: Eukaryota; Fungi; Ascomycota; Sordariomycetes; Glomerellales; Glomerellaceae. The transcript has 3 exons. The record is from RefSeq and is a predicted model, not a curated record.
CGCUUAUCCUACCUCAACCGUCACUUCCUUGAUUGGGCGUCCAGCUCCCCCUAUCGUCAGCAGCGCGAGUCUCACAGCUCCCUGGAAUUCAACUCUGACAAGAAUAUCUACAAGCAAUGUUUCGGGUUCGUUGACAGGGAGCACAGUAGCUGUUACAUCAACAUGGAACAACACUUUGAGUCCAUCUCUCACAAGCACUUUCGUCGCCUGGCCUACUUCUCCACCGACGUCCAACUCAGCAUGGACUACAAUUGCAUUGUCCAGAACUUUGUGCACAUCAAGGUGGCAGAACCUCACUUCGACUACCUCGGCAGCUGGGCUCACAAGCACGUGGACCUCUCUGGUCUUGACCAACCCGGAGGGGACGACGGGUCUACGUCCGAGAGCAACUUUGUCUUCGGCACACCCACCACCACCAUCACCGACGCCCCGCUGCCGUCCAACACCGCCUACCCCUGGGGAGGCCUUGGCCCAAUAUUCCGCCCACACGAGAAGCCUGAGCCAAAGACAGGCGGCGUGAAUCUCUCGAAGCUCAAGGACCGGAAGGCCCAUGCAGCCUGACCUUCCUGGCGUCCAGAAGGGGAGGAAAACGCAGCGGCAGCGUCCCUGAUGACACGUCCGGAGAUGCCUUUGCUAAUUACAACGCACCUUGCUUUUCUUUUUAGGGAACCACCUAUCCCACAACUCAGGAACGGCGAUUUCUGAAACUUUCCCUCAUGUCUGUUUUCUCACCUGGACCAUGUCUGUUUGAGUGGGAUGCAUUGGCGGACGCGCCUCAAUACCAUGGCCCACCGC